Molecule: messenger RNA, 979 nt
Organism: Vespa mandarinia (Asian giant hornet)
Lineage: Eukaryota; Metazoa; Arthropoda; Insecta; Hymenoptera; Vespidae
Gene: RpI12
Product: RNA polymerase I subunit RpI12
Biological process (GO): DNA-templated transcription; termination of RNA polymerase I transcription
Cellular component (GO): RNA polymerase I complex
Molecular function (GO): zinc ion binding; nucleic acid binding
Source: RefSeq, a predicted model, not a curated record
UACGACGUAUAUAUUAACAAAUGAGAAUCGAUUAAUGUUAAACAUAUUAUUUAUUUAAAAUAUUAUUUAUUACGUUAUUUAUUUUAUAGAAAUAAUGAUAGAAAAUUUUGGUGUUUCGUUAUUUGGUUAGAAUGUCGAAGUAUUCGAAUUUGAGAUUUCGUCGCUAGAUGGCACUGCAUUGCGCCAUUCAUAUCGAGUUCGUUCAUUCAUGAGUAAUGCGUUUUGAAAUUCAUUGAAAUUUUAGAUGCUUCAUCUACGCGAAUAGCAGUUUAUUUUUAAGAAUAAUAAUAGAAAAAUGGCUCAAGAUAAUAAUACCGUGUCAUUCAAGACAGCGCCAGGAUUUUGUCCAGAUUGCGGAUCGAUUCUUCCUUUGUUAGGUGACAAGGGCAAUGUAACUUGUUAUUCCUGCAAACGAAGCUGGGGACAUGAAGUUUUUGGCGACAUGGCUAUGACCUAUACUAUAUCUUUUAAAUCAAAGAGUUCAUACUCUCAUACAAAAGAGACGGAUGAUAAUGAUCAGGAUGGUGAUGGUCCAAUAGUCGAACGUCGAUGUCCACAGUGUCAAAAUGAAAAAAUGUCAUAUGCAACAUUGCAAUUAAGAUCAGCUGAUGAAGGACAAACUGUGUUUUAUACAUGUACCAAGUGCAAAUUCAAAGAAACAGAAAAUUCGUGAUUUGGAUAUGUUUUGGGUCAUUGUAUCUUUGAAAUGAAAAAUUUUAAACAUUAGAAUUUAAUUAAUUUCAAUACGAUCACUCUCUUCUAAUAAAACAUAGAACUUUAUUUAUGAUACACUCAACAAAUGAUGAAUGAGAAGGGUAUAUAAGUAUUUUUAUAAUUCUACAGGGUCAAUAGUACAAUUUUGUUAUAACAAUAUAUGGAUAUCUUAAUUAAAUAGUAAUUAAGUAAUUUCAUAUAUACAGUAUGUCAGCAUAAAAGGUAACAAUUAUUUUAAUAAAUUCAUUUUGAUCCACUUUUAAAA